This is a messenger RNA of Arvicanthis niloticus (Nile rat), 3773 nucleotides long. The record is from RefSeq and is a predicted model, not a curated record. NCBI's taxonomy places the organism in Eukaryota, Metazoa, Chordata, Mammalia, Rodentia, Muridae.
GGGCGGGGCCGAACAGAGGAGACCGGUGUGCGGCAGUGUGGAGGGGCGGCGGCGCGGGCAGGCGGCCGGCCAUGAUCGCGUCCUGCCUAUAUUACCUGCUGCUGCCGGCCGCGCGCCUCUUCCGCUUCCUCUCAGAUGCUUUCUUUACAUGUCGAAAAAAUGCCCUUCUGGCGAAGAGCUCGUCCCCCCAGGUAGAGGGUAACUUUGCCAUGGCCCCUCGGGGGCCUGACCAAGAGGAGUGUGAGGGCCUGCUGCAGCAGUGGCGAGAAGAAGGGUGGAACCAGGCACUCUCAACUGCAAGUGAGGGUCCUCUUGCAGAUAAGGGACUAGCUGAAAGCAGUCUGGCACUCCUGAUGGAUAAUUCUGGAGAACAGGAUGCUGCCUCGGAGGACAAGUGGUCCAGCAGGCAACUGAGUGACCUUCGGGCAGCAGAGAACCUGGACCAGCCUUUCCCUGAGGUGCUAGGGGAAGAGCCUCUGGCUGAGGUUGAGGGUCCUUUGUGGGCAGCUGUUCCGGUACAGUCAGGCCCCCAGUAUGCAGACUGUGCUGUUCUCCCAAUGGGUGCAAUGGCUGCAGAACAAUGGGAAGAGGACCCUGCAAUGGUGGCCUGGAGCAUAGCACCGGAGCCUAUGCCCCAGGAAGAAACUUCCAUGUGGCCCUUUGAAGGCCUGGAACAGCUGCAGCCUCCCCCAAUGGAAAUACCUUAUCAUGAAAUCCUGUGGCGAGAAUGGGAGGAUUUCUCCACACAGCCAGAUGCUCAGGGUCUGGAGGCAGGAGAUGGCCCUCAGUUCCAGUUUACUCUGAUGUCAUAUAAUAUCCUGGCCCAGGACCUGAUGCAGCAGAGCUCAGAGCUCUAUCUGCAUUGCCAUCCAGACAUCCUCAACUGGAAUUACCGCUUUGCCAACCUCAUGCAGGAAUUCCAGCAUUGGGACCCGGAUAUCCUGUGUCUUCAGGAAGUCCAGGAAGACCAUUACUGGGAGCAGCUGGAGCCCUCUCUGCGGAUGAUGGGCUUCACCUGUUUUUACAAGAGGAGGACUGGGUGUAAAACAGAUGGCUGCGCUGUGUGCUACAAGCCCACCAGGUUCCGUCUGCUCUGUGCCAGCCCUGUGGAGUACUUCCGGCCUGGGUUGGAGCUCCUCAAUCGGGACAAUGUGGGCUUAGUGUUGCUGCUGCAGCCACUAGUGCCCGAAGGUCUGGGGCAAGUCUCAGUGGCUCCCCUGUGUGUGGCAAAUACCCAUGUCCUGUACAACCCACGUCGGGGUGAUGUCAAGCUGGCCCAGAUGGCCAUUCUUCUGGCUGAGGUGGACAAGGUGGCCAGGUUGUCAGAUGGUAGCCACUGUCCUAUCAUCUUGUGUGGGGACCUGAAUUCUGUCCCUGACUCACCUCUCUACAACUUCAUCAGGGAUGGCGAGCUCCAGUACAAUGGGAUGCCAGCCUGGAAGGUUUCUGGACAGGAAGACUUCUCUCAUCAGCUUUAUCAGAGGAAGCUGCAGGCCCCACUGUGGCCCAGCUCUCUGGGCAUCACUGAUUGCUGUCAAUAUGUCACCUCCUGUCAUCCCAAGAGAUCAGAGAGACUAAAAUAUGGCCGAGACUUCCUACUACGAUUCCGCUUCUGCGACCUUGCUUGUCAGCGACCAGUAGGACUGGUUCUCAUGGAAGGAGUGACAGACACUAAGCCAGAUCGACCUGCUGGUUGGGCCGAGUGUAUCUUUGAGGAAGAGAUAUCUGAACUUGAGCCUGUCUUCCCCAGGACAAUAGGCACCAUCCAGCACUGCCUCCACCUGACCUCGGUCUAUACCCAUUUCCUGCCCCAGCAUGGCCGCCCAGAGGUCACCACGAUGCCCUUAGGUCUUGGGAUGACAGUGGAUUACAUUUUUUUCUCAGCUGAAUCCUGUGAGAAUGAGAACAGAACUGAUCACAGGCUGGAUGGAGAUGGAACUCUCAAGCUCCUGGGCCGCCUCUCCCUCCUCUCUGAAGAGAUUCUCUGGGCUGCCAAUGGCUUACCCAACCCUUUCUACUCUUCAGACCAUCUCUGCUUGCUUGCCAGCUUCGGCAUGGAAGUCGCUGCCCCAUGAGGGCCCCCAGGGAAAGAGCUCACUGGAUCGACGACUGCAAAUGCCCCGUGCUGUGGAAACUUACGUCCCUUCCCUCGUUCCCUCCUGCCCGUGGUUGACUUUCUCCAGGCCUGUCCAUGUUCUCGGCCUGUGGUCCCUGCCCUGCCCCAACCUCUUCCUAAUCCUGUGCCACAUGCUAGGUGGCCCGGGGAGAGGUGGAGAGCAUUCCUCUUUCUUCCAUGUACCCAGCACCCCCUCCCCCCAUUGAUUUUUAAUGACCAGGGUUGCGGGAGUUAUUGAUCUCAUUGGUUAUUCGUUUCAGGACACUUCUUGGUGGCACCCUCUGACCCAACCUUCCCCUUCCUUUCAUGACCUCUGGGCUCUGGCAUGCACAUGCAAGGUGUGUGUGAAGCAUGAGUUCCCUUGGGGUGGGACUGCCCAGCACAGCCUCUGCCUAGUCCGUGUGCUACCAUGAGGUGCUGGGCUGGCAACAAGCAAGAGCAUGACAUAGUAGCUGGGUGCCGUUAGGAGGCAGUAGGUGUGGGGCCCUUUUCUCCCUGUCAGUCAUCUAGGCAUCCUGGGCACACUUGUUAUUUUUGGAGACAAAUUGGCCCACAGCCUGGAGCAGCAGCUCAGGAAUACCCUAUACCCCAGAUCUCCUCACUGAUUUCCUUGAGGAAGGCGGGUUGAUGCCUCGUGCGAGGUUCACUGAGCUAGCACAGCGCUGGGAAGCUUUAAGGCAUUUUAAGGAUGAGGAGACUGAACCUUCAGAGAACUGUUGUCUCACCAGACUCUGAAGAACUGGGUAAGAGUUGGAGUCCCAGUAGAAAGAGCCGGAGGUUCUACAGCAGCCUUAGCCAGCACUGGGGCCCCAGAGGGCUUGAUCUCUGACCUCUGUGCACCUAAGAUAGUUUGUUUUCUUCUUCUCAUCCCCCACCCCUCCCAUUUUCUCUCUGGAGAAGCCUGCUGUUUAGCUCAGGCCAAAACAUCUCAACAGAAGCCUGGCUUUGGGCAAAUUAGGUCUAAGAACUCAAGGUGGUGGUGCUUGCCCAUUUGCUCUGCCUUCCCCUCCAAAACAUGGGCUCCCCUAACCUAUUGAACUGUAGCCCAAACUGUGUCACCUGCAUGCCUUAUUCACUGCUGAGGUGCAGCCUAGGUCAGAGCCUCUACAUAGCUUUAACUCAGAAUAUCUGCUGGCCCAGAGACUAGGGAAUUGACUGAGGCUGGUUAGGCACGGUGGAGCAGAAGUUACAUCCUUCCCUUGAUUUGAAAGCCAGAGACCGGGCUGGAAUGCUACUGCUGCACUGCUGACUCUCAGCUUUCCAUGCUCAGGUCUGGGGGACUUCUUUUCCUGUGUGUGUCUAUUUUUAAGUUUUGUUUUCUGGGUACUGGACAUCUGCCUGUCUGAGCCCCAGGCCCAUCUGUCCACAGCCCACUUUUCAUGGUAGCUCUCUGGGCACCUCCUGAGAUGGUUCCACAACCGUCCCUGUUGGUUCUCAGAACAAGGGCCAGUGAUUGUUCCCUCUGCCAGGAAAUGCAGGUUCAACUGCUGAAGGAGGUGGAGGGCCAGAGCUUGAUGGUUUAUCUUUUCCUUGUUUUCUUCUUUGUUUCUGUUUUAGAAAUGAAGUGUGGGGGUUUAAAUGGCAUUUAAACUGCACCCUGGAGCUGGCAGCACCAGGCAAUGUUUUUUUUCCAAAUAAAGGCUUAUCAUGCCCCCUA